AUGGGUAACACACUACACCCUGAUGAAGAUGACCCGAAUGCAGCUUCAUUUGAAGCUGCAUCAGAAGUAGCUGCUGCAGCUGCUGAGACACUUCUGGCCUUGCAAAACACUUAUGCUGAUGGGUUCUUGAAUACAUCUAACCAAGCAGCUGCGAAAGUACUGGCUGCAGAGAGAAAAGCUCAACAACUUGAGCAAGAACUGCAAGUUACAAAAGAUAAAUCGGCUCAAAUGAUGAGUAGGCUGAAUAAAAUGUUGGAUGAUAAGGUUUUUUUGGGAGCUUCUUCUGUUAACAAUGGGAACAAUAUGAGUAGGAAUGUUGCAUUAGUUAUUCAAGAUUCUUUUGCCUUUUGUAUUAGUGAAGCCAAUAUGGCAUCUCGGAAUCAACACGAGAGGAUUGAAGAACUCGAAGCACAGGUUAGGGAAGCGGAGGAUAUAGUGAGGCAGCUCAGAGAAGAGCUGAGAUGUGUGCGAGAUCAGCAUAAGAGGGUGAGUACGAAGGACCUGCAACACGCUGGCAAACAGCUGGAUGAUAAGGCUCCUCCAGAAGAAGCAAUGGUGUAUAAUAGACAGUUGCAGUCUGUUCUGUGCAAUCCCUUAGAAUCAGCGACAGAUUCUCUGGUAGGUUCUGACAAGGAAAAUUUAUAUCCACAUCACAGGACCCCAUUCGGUAAGUGCACCAGCGAAGCAAUUCAGAUGUGGAGUUUGUAUGGCCCCAUGCCUGAAUUACCUUCCAUACUACAGAGAAGCAAGGAGCACAGAUUAUACAAAAGUAGGUGCGCACACUGCAUUGAAGCGAAGAUGCCAACCAAGCAUACACAAGCACUGUGCAAAGACGAUUGUAUUUGCUGUCUCUAUGAAAUUCAUACUACUGACUUGAUACUAAAAGCUGCUAAAAGUGCUACCAACACCAUGUACAAGAAGAAAAAACCCGCCUCAAGCAAGAAGAUUCCCGAAAGAUUGUUCCAAAAGGUACAUGAGAGUCGUGGUGUACCUGAUGAAUCAGAGUCUGCUACUAAAUCAGUAGGAAGAAGGGCUAAGCCUAUUGAAGGUCCUAUUUUACCAAAAGGUCCUUCUAGGGAAUGUUCUAAGAUUCAAGUAUGCACACAAAACGUCAUCAAGGUUAGCCAGCCUACUCCGCCACCUGAUCUCAACAGUAAUGGGACAAGUGCUCAAGCUUCUUCUCUGCAACAUUUCAGAUACACAUACCAAAGGAAGCGGAAGAGAGAAACUCGAGACAUAAUUUCUGAUGGAAAUCUCUGCUGA
This is a messenger RNA of Daucus carota subsp. sativus, 1263 nucleotides long. RefSeq lists its product as uncharacterized. Bases 1 to 1263 code for a protein of 420 amino acids. The transcript has 4 exons. The record is from RefSeq and is a predicted model, not a curated record. Lineage: Eukaryota; Viridiplantae; Streptophyta; Magnoliopsida; Apiales; Apiaceae.